UCAGCCAUUAAAGUUGGAAGCAGAAACUCAGAAGCAAAAAGACGAUAAAAAAUAUUCAUCAUCAUCUAUCCCUCUUCUCUGUUCACCCACCGUUCUUCUUCCUUCUUCUCCUCCUUUCCUUUCCUUCAUCCACAAGCUUACAUCUCAAGCUGAAAUCAAAUUUCUCUCGAGAAAGUGACACAACAAGAACCCAUCCCCAAAGUUGUUCUUACUGAAACGUUACGAAACAGAGCAUUACAGCGAAAGGUUGAGACAGGGGAAGCGAAGCGAAGCUCGUCGCAAGUUGGUUUCUUUAAUGGAUUCAAAUACUCAAAACCAUCUCUACGACCCGAAUCACGUAUCUUCUUCUUCCGGGUCGGGUCUUCUUCGCUUUAGAUCUGCGCCAAGCUCUGUUCUCGCCGCUUCCGUAGACGACAACGACGAGACUGUGUUCAACUCAAAUGAGUUCGAGAACAAGUCUCCUGCUUCAUACGCCGCCUCUCCUCCGCCGCAGCAAGAGCCGUCGAGCUUCCUGGGUCUGCCGCCGCACUACCCAAAACAGAGUAACGGGAUGAUGAUGAUGAACACGAUUGGUUUGGAUCAGUUUCUGAGUAUGAAUAAUCAUCAUCACACGAGACCAGCUGAAUCACAUCUUCUCCGGCAAAGCAGCUCGCCCGCCGGGAUGUUCACAAACCUCUCCGAUCAAAACGGUUAUGGUUACGUUGGUGAAGAAGAAGAAGAGGAAGAGAGUCCAUCUCUUCCCAACGGGUUAAGACGCCAUAGCAGCCUCUCUUCAAGGCCACCUUCUUCUCUGGGAAUGUUCUCUCAGAUACCUGAAAUAGACUCGGAGAGUGUUCAAUUUAGCCAUUGGAAUGAUCCGUCCAGCUUCAUUGAUAACUUGUCCUCUCUCAAAAGAGAAACAGAGAACGAUGGAAAGUUGUUUCACGGAGCUCAGAUAAUGUCGCAUCGUUUGAGUCUAGCGAAGUCAGCCUCGGACGUGGGUUCAGUGGAUAAGUAUCUGCAGCUACAAGACUCUGUUCCUUGUAAAGUUAGAGCCAAACGUGGCUGCGCCACACAUCCUCGAAGCAUUGCUGAACGGGUAAGAAGAACGAAGAUAAGCGAAAGAAUGAGGAAACUACAAGAGCUUGUUCCUAACAUGGACAAGCAAACGAACACUUCAGAUAUGUUGGAUUUAGCUGUGGAUUACAUCAAAGAUUUACAAAGACAGUACAAGAUUCUAAACGAGAACAGAGCUAACUGCAAGUGUGUGAACAAGGAGAAGAAUUUGAUAUAGCGCACAACAAGGCUUGUGUAUAUAGAACUAAGGAAAGCAAAGAGAGAAUGGGAUAAGAUAGACACAAUGUAAUGUCUGAAUAUUUUUUAGCCGAAACAGAACAAACUGUCUUAUAUGUAAGCUCCUAGCAAAAAAUGCAUUUGCUUUCACCAUAUUAUAAGCAAUUAUAUAGGACUCCAAUCAUUUCUCUCUCUUUUUGUUUA
Brassica oleracea var. oleracea is the source of this 1476-nucleotide messenger RNA. Its product is annotated as transcription factor bHLH130-like. The coding region runs from base 296 to 1273 and encodes 325 amino acids. The transcript is spliced from 6 exons. Gene Ontology annotation, molecular function: DNA-binding transcription factor activity, RNA polymerase II-specific; protein dimerization activity; RNA polymerase II cis-regulatory region sequence-specific DNA binding. Gene Ontology annotation, biological process: regulation of transcription by RNA polymerase II. The record is from RefSeq and is a predicted model, not a curated record. NCBI's taxonomy places the organism in Eukaryota, Viridiplantae, Streptophyta, Magnoliopsida, Brassicales, Brassicaceae. Gene Ontology annotation, cellular component: nucleus.